Linum trigynum is the source of this 4428-nucleotide messenger RNA. NCBI's taxonomy places the organism in Eukaryota, Viridiplantae, Streptophyta, Magnoliopsida, Malpighiales, Linaceae. The record is from the annotation of a GenBank genome assembly.
CGUUGAUAAUUUUAUAACCCUUUUAUUGGUUAAAAUUACUAAAAUUGUGGAAUGUUAAUCUUCAUGUGUCUCUUUCAAGUCAACAUUACUAACAGAAAUUACUAACUAAAAAUUAACAUUUAGCUAAUUCUUAAUAUUUCAAUAAACUUGACUAAUAAAAGAAAUCAAAAAAUAUGACCAAUAAAUAUUCAUUACCCUUUCAAAUAAACAAAACCAACCAAACGCGCCCUAAAACAAUUUCUAUCGCCCCUCCACUACCGGAUGUUCCCUGGAGAGGAAGGACCCCAUUGCCCACUAUAAUUUUCCCUCUUUCCCAAACCAGUCCCCACAUUUUCCCAACUUUUCAAUUCCCUCCUCCAUCUCUCUCUCUCUCUCUCUCUCUCUCUCUCUCUCACUUCCCACUAGUGGAGUGAGUCAUCGCCCCUGCAGCUUAUCUAAGCUCUCUACAAAACCCAUCACAUCUCUGCCUGUUCCUUUCCCCCUCUUCUUCCCCCCUUUUUCCUUCCCGGUCGUCAACCGUCCGGUGGCCGGAGAAAAACUCUUCAAUCUUCCCUCCUUCCCCUUCUCUCUCUCUCUCUCAUGGAUUCCUACGAAGCUACCAAAACAGUGUUCUCGAGGAUCCAAGGAUUGGACCCAGAGAAUGCUUCCAAAAUCAUGGGCUACCUCCUGCUGCAGGAUCAAGGAGACCGAGAAAUGAUUCGGCUCGCCUUUGGACCCGAUUCUUCGCUCCACAAUCUCAUCCUCCAGGCCAAAUCCCACUUGGGCUUGCCAAUUUCCCCUACGGCGGCGACUAGUACUACUACUACUACGACUACAACUACUCCGGCUACUUCCUCUGUCUCCAGCGCUCCUUCCACUCCUUCCUCCUUCGUGAGGCCGGCCGCUCUCAGCCUCUCAAGGCUGGGCGACGGGUUUGAGAAAUUGGGGAACUCGGUUUCUUCCCCUGGUGCUAAUUCCUGGUCAAUUUUGAGUCCUGGGAAUGGCAACCACUAUAACGGGAACGGAAGCCACUCUCGCUCUGGUUCCAGCUCGCUUUCCUACGUCAAUGGAGGCGGAGGAGGGGGUAAUCAUUACGGGGGAGUGGGUAAUAACAACGGCGGUAAUGAUUUGGGUGGUGAUGAGUAUCAGGUUCACCGCGACCACUUUGGGUUUCUCAACGAGUCUAGCUAUGCAGACCAGGUGUUUGAUCCAAGGCCUGACUUGGGUCUGUUGAGCCCAAGCUCCGGCGGCGGGUACGGCGGUGGUCAUGACGACGUUGUGGGUGGUGGUGCCGCCCAUUUCCACCGGAGGAGCUUCUCUGUCCCCGGGGUUUCUUUCGGGUCCGACGAUGUGGGUUCUCCCGGCGCCGCCGGCGGUGGGUUUGGGUGGAAGCCGUGCUUGUAUUUCGCUAAAGGGUUUUGCAAGAACGGGGCGACCUGCAAGUUCCUUCACGGAGGAGACUCGAGCGAUGGAGGAAGUUCUCUGGUGGGUUCGCCUGGGAAGCUGAAUGAGUUCGAGCAGUGCCAGGAGCUUCUGAUGAGAUCCAAGUCUUCUUCUGUUCAUCAGCAGAAGUUGGCUCAGUUUAUGGCUGGUUCUGGCGCUUCUAGUUUCCCUUACAACAAGUGCAUGAACUUGCUUCUUCAACAGCAGAGCGAUGUCCAGAGAUCGGCGGCUGCAUUGAUGAUGGGGGACGAGCUUCACAAGUUCAGCCGGUGCAGGCCGGAAAGAUCGACUGAUUUCUCGCCGUUGGGAUUGGGAGGAGGGAUAUUGAACCCGAGUGCGAGACAGAUCUACUUGACGUUUCCAGCUGACAGUACAUUUAGAGAAGAGGAUGUCUCCAAUUACUUUAGCAUUUAUGGGCCAGUGCAAGACGUGAGAAUCCCAUACCAGCAGAAGAGAAUGUUUGGGUUCGUCACAUUCUUGUAUCCAGAGACAGUGAAGCUCAUCUUGGCCAAAGGAAACCCUCACUUUGUCUGCGACUCUCGUGUGCUUGUGAAGCCUUACAAGGAGAAAGGCAAAAUCCCUGAAAAGAAGCAUCAGCAGAUGGAGAGGGGAGAUUUCUCACCGUCAGCUUGUUCCAGCCCACGUGGGGUUGAUUCCAGAGAGCCAUUUGACCUGCAACUUGGGUCCAGAAUGCUGUACAACACUCAAGAAAUGCUGUUGAGGAAGAAAUUAGAGGAACAAGCUGAUCUGCAGCACGCCAUUGAACUCCAUGGCAGAAGGCUAGUGAGUCUACAACUUAUGGACCUGAAAACCCACCACCGUCAGCAGCUCCUUAAUGGUCUCUCCAAUGGGUCUCCAGUUUCUUCUCCAACUGGCUUGGCUCGAAGUUUCAGCCAUCCAGUACGAGUUAGCAGCAUUGAUCAAGAAGGAGGCUUUUCUAUCCCUGAAGAGAAUGGAGGUUGCCUGCAUCAUGAUGAUGGUGGAGCAGUAGUUACAGGAGGUGUUGGUCGGGAAUUGAAUCCUUCUUGUGACAACAACAACAACAACAACAACAGCAACAAUUUCAACAAAGACAAUGGAAAUGUAGAGAGAUACUUCACUGAACACAAUGAUCUCCAAGAAAGUUUGGAACAUAUCCACCUGCCAGAUAACCUCUUCAAUUCUCCCAAGAAAGCAGCUGGUGACCAUCUCAAGACUGCCUUCUCCUCCAAUGCUCCUCUUCUUGAAAUUCAUGAGAUUCCAACAGCCAGUACUGCUGCUGCUUCUGCUCUCUCGAUGACUCCUUUGAAAUCAUGUUUUCCUCAAAUGCCCAGGCUAUCCUCCGGGCAUGGAACCAUUGGCAUAUGAUGAGAGUGCUAAUAAUAAUAAGCCUUGAUCUGGAAUUGACUUUGGUAUUAGGGUAAGUGAAGAGUUUACUUCAACACAUGCAUCAGAUCUCUCAUUUGUGUAUGCACAUGCAAUGCAGAUAAGCAUCCUAAUUGGUUUUAAAUAGUUUAGUCAACAUGGACUGUUUUCAUGAUGCUGUGCUGUCUUUGUUGAUUUUUCUUUUCUAUUGCAGAAAAAGAUGGCCAGAUGAGAAUAUACAAAGAAAGAAAGAGAAAGAAAAUCACAAUCACCAUCAUUAUCAUCAGUUAGCUGUAUAGCCCUAAAAACUAUUACUCCCUUGAGCAGGUAGAAGAAGAAAUGGUAAAGGCAGAGAUCUGUAGACAAAGAAAUCUUGGAGCAAGAUCACCCAUCAUCAACAUCAAUACGUACUCUACUUACAACGAGAAAUACAUAAUUGCAUACAUUAAAAACCAAAAAAAGUAUCAAAAGGACAGGACAAAGGUAGUACUGCUACUCUGAUCAUUAUGUGGUUUUUUCCCCCCCUUUUUUCUUAUAUGUUUUGUGAAGAGAGGGUAGGGUCUUUUCCUUUUUUUAAAAAAUUUCUGUCCUCUCACUAUGGAAUCUGUACCCUUAUUUUAUAUAUAGAUCUCUGUAGGUAAUGUGCUGGUCCACACAGCACUAAUAUAUAUAUAGCAGCAACAGGAAAGAAAAGGAAAAAAAUGAAGCAGAAAGAAACAAAACCCUAGUUGUUUAUUGUUGUUAUUGUAGCUCUGUAGCAUCAGUUAACAGUAAUAGAGUUGAAAGGAAAUGAAAUGAUCUCUCUUUUGCCUGUGUACCAGUCUUCCCUCUCCUGUCCUUUUUUUUUACUGCUGUAUCAUUUGAUGCCUGUUGCUUCUGUGAUAACUCAGUACUGAAAGUGAUCUCUCCCUCCAUCUCUCUCUCUCUCUCUUGAAUUUUGUUGCUUACUAGAUUUCCUCUACAUGGUAGAUUAGAUUUCAUUGUUACUGCUACUGUUAGAAAUCUAGAUAAGGUGGAGGAUGCAGAGGGUUUCUGCAGAGGUUUAUCAGUAUAUGCAUGCAGUCAAAAGUGUUGAAUGUAAAAAAAAAGGCUGCCUUCAAAUUUUCAUGACUCCAGAUGAUUUAGCAGAGAGUAGUAAAAGAGCAAACUGACUGUCAGCCAUUGUUAGAUCAUGGCACUGGCUUGCAGGCAGCAGAGGGGGAAGGAAAAAGAGGCCAUUCAUUGAUGAAGAAGGAAUUGGAAUCUGAUAAGAUAAAAAUUGAAAAUGGUAAAAAAAGCUCAAAAGGAUUGGGCUGGGAAGCAAAAGAUUGUCUUUCAUGUGAUUAAAGGCUACUUUUAUUAGUGAGGGAGGGAGGAGGGGGACUCUUUUGUCUCAUUUUGUGGUCUCUUUUGGGUGGACAUGAAUGGGUGAGGGCCAUACCCAUUCAUCAGGCCAUCACAUGGCUUUCUGACAAAGUAACUUAUUAUGCAUAUGUACCACUCAAAUUUAUCUCAUUUCUUACUUUGCACCAAAAUGAAGUUUUCCCUUUCGGUUCGACCCCCGAUCGAUUCAGAUUUUCGCCUAUGUUCCAUAUCAUGGAGCGUGGCGUGGGUGGUGGAAAUAAUACUCGUUUGUGAUAUCGGUUCGUAUCCGUCAAGCGCAAAUAUAUAAACGAUCUGAGC